CUUAUAACUAUAAAAUGAGCAGUGUCUGCGCUUCUUCUUUUCUUUACAAUUGGAAAAGAAACCAUUCGCCAUGGAAUGCCUGGUGAUGCUGAUAGCAGCUCUUUGCGCACUACCCAUGACAGGUAACAUUAUUUUUUAUAGGAUAUAAUAGAAUUAUCUUUUACAGGUGAAAUACUGGCAUUCUUGGUGAAGCACUUGUAAAUGUAGAGAACAACUGUCACUUCCGAGAGAAAAAUUAUGCCUGGUGCAAAUGUAGGCACACAAUAUUUGGGAAAGUGACAGUUCCUCUUUAAAGGAACAUGAUAGCAUUAGAAAUACAAACAUGUAUUCCUAAUGCUAUAAUGUCACAUCACUGUUUCGAUUCAGACUCCUUCUCCCCAAGUUAAGUUUAAAAAAAAGUUUUUAACUUACUUUUUAUUAAGCACUGAGACUUACUCAAUGCAGACACCCACUCCACUUACAAUAAUGUGAUCUGGCAGGUGUUGCAUCUUGGUCUUCCCACCCAACGCUCCUAAUGAGCAGCAUUGAGGACGGGAAGGGCAUUUGAGCAGGUGAGAUAUUCGUCCAGUUAAAUACUUUUAUAGGGAACAUUGAAUUCUAUUCCUUUAGUGGUCUUUUACGAUAUCUAAUAUGUGUAUGCUUUUUUUAAUUGGAGGACAGUUAAUUUAUCAACUUUAAAGGUUGAGCUAUUCAGCUGCUAUAGGAUUGAGAUUAUCAACACCAACAGUGUCUUUAAAAGGGAAUUGACACUGCCAAGGAUUUUUAUUGUUAUGUUUAAAAGAAAAUGGAGCAUCACAUAAAAAAUAGUUUAACACAAGUUAUUUUCAAUGUUUUAUUUAAUUGUGUAAAUUCCUGAGAAGUGACAGUUCCACAUUAAAUGAGAAAAAUAUUAUAUUUUAAAAAUACAUUCGCAUAUACAAAAUAUAUAUCACUUUAUUGCUGAAAAAGUUAGGAAAGCUGUGAAAUAAUGAAUUUGGAAGGCAAUAUUGUCCAUUUUGGUCUAGCAAUAUCAUAGUAUCCAUGCUCACCAUAAAUAUGGUAACAUAAGAUCGUAACAUGUGAUGGAAACAGACAAAUGCUUCUGCAUCCUCAAGCACAAAAUCAUAAGUUUUAUGAAUACGACAGCAUCCUGCUUUGGGAGAUGGAAAGUAGAUAUUCUUUAAUGAUACUUACAGGUAAUCAUUAACACUUAGUAACAUUUAGCCUUUAAUCACUUAUUUUGUAAUUGUGAAGAAUUAACAAAAGCAAUUGCAAAUUUUUUGAAAAACACAAAUUAGCAUCUUUCACAAAUCGUGAGGGCAGAUCCCAUUAAACAGCAAUGCUAAAAGAUCUAGAAAACCUGUCUAAAAAGUGAACAACAUACUUUUAUAGAUAAUCCCAUAUCCCAAACAGUAAAUAAAAUUGAAAAGAGAAAGCAUUCAGUGAUGACCAGAAAUAAAGUUGCAGAGCUUUGGGUAAACUGAGUUAAGUCUAAGGGAGUGAACAGUGUGUUAAGUAUAAUACAUAGGUGUGUGCAGCCUAUUGCAUUAGGGUGUGCACCCUAAAGCACAAGCACACGCCGCAUAUAUAUAUAUAUGUUUGUAUGUAUAUAUAUAUAUAUAUAUAUAUAUAUAUAUACACACACACACACACACACACACACACACAUACACACACUGCUGUGUGUGUGUGCUGUGUGAGGGUGCUGUUAGUGUGAUGUGUGCGUGACGUUGCUGGUAGUGUGCCAUGUGGGUGAGGGUGUUUGUGUGUGCGCCCUUGUGAGGGUGCUAUUAAUGUACUGUGUGUGAGAGUGCUGUUUGUGUGUGUGUGCGCUUGUGAGGGUGCUGUUAAUGUACUGUGUAUGAGGGUGCUGUUUGUGUGUGAGGGUACUGGUAGUGUGCUGUGUGUGUUUGUUAGGGUCCUGUUUGUGUUUGUGAGGGUACUUUUAGUGUGCUGUGUGUGAGGGUGCUGUUUGUGUGCUGUGUGUGAGGGUACUGUGUGUGUUUGGGUGGGUGCUGUAUGUGUGUGGGUGCUGUAUGUGUGUGUUGGUGCUGUGUAUGUCUGUGGGUGCUGUAUGUGUGUUGGUGCUGUGUAUGUGUGUGGGUGCUGUAUGUGUGUAGGUGCUGUGUAUGUGUGGGUGCUGUGUAUGUGUGUGCUGUAUGUGUGUAGGUGCUGUGUAUGUUGUGGGUGCUGUAUGUGUGUAGGUGCUGUGUAUGUGUGUGGGUGCUGUAUGUGUGUGGGUGCUGUGUAUGUGUGUAGGUGCUGUGUAUGUGUGUAGGUGCUGUGUAUGUGUGUGGGUGCUGUAUGUCUGUGGGUGCUGUAUAUGUCUGUGGGAGCUGUAUGUGUGUGGGUGCUGUACGUGUGUAGGUGCUGUAUGUGUGUGGGUACUGUAUGUGUGUGGGUGCUGUAUGUGUGUGGGUGCUGUAUGUGUGUGGGUGCUGUAUGUGUGUGGGUGUUGUAAGUGUGUGUGCUGUAUGUGUGUAGGUGACUGUGGGGGGUGGAGGUGGGGGUACAUUACUUGAUAUCCCCCUCCAUUCUUACCUUAUGUAGGGAGGGGAGAUUGUGCUGCUGCUUUCCCUGGUGGUCCAGUGGAGAGUGAACUCUAGCCCCUGUGGGGCUAGAGUUCACUCUCGUGAGAUUUGAGCAUUGCCGUGGCAAUGCUCAUAUCUCGCGAGAGGAACCCGGCGGAGCUGCCGGCAAUAGCUCCCCGGGUCCUCUCCCGCCCCCCUCCCUGCCUGUGGGUCGAUAGGUAGGGAGGCUGAGAGCAGAGCCGGCGCUCGGAUAGCGCCGGCUCUGAAUGAGCCGACAGGGGAGAUCCUGAGAUCUCCCCUGCUGGUCUCAAUAUACAUAGGUGUGCCGCGGGGAUUAGGGUGUGCCCAGGCACACCCGGCACACCCAUGGUAUAAUAUAUACUUAUCCUAAUAGUAAACAGGACAGCCUCCUACUGAUCACCUCCCAGAUGGUGAUCUUACAUAAAAUAGGAAUAAAAACAACAAAACAUGGGAAAUGGCUUUAUAGUAAGAUUGAAGAUAUAAACGCAUUCAAAGGGUUCAUCCUCCGAUGGUGUUGGGGGGGGCUGUAAAACAGAUUUAUUGCUGUGUCAUUGUUGCAUGCUGCUGUUAUACAUAUUGAUUUUUGGUUCCUGAGGAAGUCCAAUUGCACUUGGAUGAAACGCGUAGAACCAGUCCUGUUUUUAUUUAAUUGGUGUAUUUUCACCUUUUAUAAAUAAAGUUGAAUAUAUUUUUUACCACCAUCUUCUGGAUUACGAUUCUUAAAGGAGUGCACACGGACCAAAGCAUGGGUUUACAGCCCCCCAACACCAUCGGAGGAGGCACCAUUUGAAUGCUUUUUUAUCUUCAAUCUUAUUAUAAAGCCAUUUCCCAUAUUUUGUUGUUUCUAUUCUUAAGUCUAAAGGAGCCUGAUCUCUUUAUGACCUUGUAUCCUCAGAUUUAACACAGUACUUAUCACCAGAGAGGACUGUGUACCUGCAGGCACAUCCAAUAAAGCCUGCAGGUACACAUACACACUAAACCCACACCGUUACACACACAAGCUACACACACUACACAUGCUGUUACCCAAAUCCACACUAUUACACAGACAGACUAAUACCUACACCCACAGUUACAAACACAAAUUAUGACACAGACAUUAGACAUGUGCAAUUUGUUUCAUUCCGAAUGUAAAUUCAAACAAAUUUCGGGCAAUUUAGGACAUUCGGAUGCUUUCAAUUGCUGAAGUACCAAAGUCCAAAUUUCAGAAAUGCCGAACUGAACCAAAUUGCCAAAUUUCGGAAGUGACCAGGUGCUUCGGUUUUCUUGACCAAUAAGCUAGUUCCUUGCACUGGGAGCCCUUUAGAUGUGUAAGUGGUUGUGGUGGUUAGGGUUAGGGGUACAGUUAGAGAGCCCUACCGAAUACCAAAGUUCCGAAGUUCCAAAUUUCAGAAGUGCCGGACCAAACCGAAUUGCCGAAGUACCACAAUUUUUUUUCUUACCAGAAUUUCCUAACCGAACUGAAUUUUUUGCCCAUGCAAAUCCCUAACAGACAUACACACAGACCUAUAUACUUACACAUACAAAUUCACACAAUUAUCUGUCUACAGGUACACACGAUAAACAUGUAAAUAUUGAUGCUGCUAAUAGAAUGCAUGUACACUUAUAACUACUUUUCACUGUGCCUUACUGAAAUUGUUACAUCAACAGUUGGAUUUCGGAUUGUUGGAGGGCGUGAAGCCAGAGCACAUUCCAGACCUUACAUGGCAUCUCUGCAGAUUGCAGGCAAACAUUUCUGUGGUGGGACUCUCAUCAAUAAAAAAUGGGUGUUAACUGCAGCACACUGCAUGGAGGACACGUAAGACAUUAUGAAUUACAUAAUACAUUGCACCAUAUGCUCCAGCAACCUAUACCAUCCUAAAUCAUACAGUUUCUCUGCAUGUAACGAUAAGCACAGAUCAAAAUGAUGAUAUAUAACAAACAGUUUAGCUUAACGGCACAUCAGUUUAUUUCUACUUAAAGCCAAUCUGUUUGCCUCUAUUGAAUCAGCCUUCAUUUACCAAACUUUAUGUUGAUUUUUUUUGUAUUUAUUUGAUUCUUGGGAGCUCUUUUGGAGGAUAUUUUAAAGGAACACUGUAGGCACCCAGACCACUUCAGCUAAUUGAAGUGGUCUGGGUGAAACGACCCUUGCACUUAGUGCUGCAAUGUUUAACAUUGCUGUUCCAGAGAAACUGGAGGGCUUCCUCAAUAGAAACGGGUCUUUAGUGCAUGAGGACCUCCAGUAUCAGGUUUUUCCCCAUAGAAAAGCAUUAAUUCAAUGCUUUCCUAUAGGCAGAUCUAAUGUGCGAGUGGCAUUUGCAGCGCAUGCGCAAUAGCGCCCGCUCAUCACGGACUGUAGGAGGGGGCGGAGCAUCAUUGCAGCGCCAAGGGACAUUGGAGCUGGAAAAAGGUAAGUAAAUAAAGGUUUCAACCCAUAUUUACCAGGGAUUGGAAGAGUUGUUGGAUUCAGCGCUUUCUGACCAUUAGAUAGCUAGAAAAAAGAAAAGGUAAAAAGGGCCGUUUGUUCCCUCACAAACCAUCAAAGGAGUACCCAAUGUAAAAACAGAUAAGAGAGGUCACGCCACACAAAUAAUAUGUAUGUUAAAACCAAUGGUUACUUACAUAAAAUGCUAAAAAGGGAACAGAGUCCUGAAUGAAAUAAGUAAAAUAAUACAAUUAUAUAGUCCAAGUUGACUGAAGAAAUAAAUCCAAUGUCCAAAUGGCGUAGAGGCAUAAAAACAGAAAAAGAAAUUCCAAUAGUGUAAAACCGUAGAUACCAGGCGGAAUAUGAUAGUAGUAGUAGUACUUCUCUUACUCACCUAGUCGAGAGGUGGAGCCAGCUCAUGUGUACACCGCAUUCAGUGGCGUUGAUCCCCCACUGGUAGGAUAUAGGUGUUGGUCAGCAGGUAAAGAUCCUCAAUAUGUGGAAGGAAAAGAUAACCAAUAGUGCUCUCUGUAUAGAAUAGCAGGAGGUUGGUAAUUUAAAAAGGUAUUACUCACAUGCGGGUGAGCAUGAUAUGCUGCUCACUUUAGAAGCGUAAAAAAAAGUAUAAUCCCACCUAGGAUUCUUGAGUGAGUGGAAAUUCCAGAGUUAUAGUAUGACUAGGUUAUAAAAUAAUAAAAAGUAAUAUGAAAAAGGUAUAUGGCAUAGGCAGAGUAUUUUGGGCCAAUAUUCCUUUAAUGAUGUGAUUUAAAAAAAGUAAGAACAGUAAAAACAGCCAAAACGUGUUUCGCCACACAGUGCUUUUGUUUUUUCUAGUGUAAAUUUUAGUGAUGCUAUAUAUAUAUAUAUAUAUAUAUAUAUAUAUAUAUUUUAAUCACCCUUAUAUUUCCAAACAUCUCAGUAUGGUCAAUUAUGUUUCAUUUUAAAUCGUCUCAUAGCAUCACCAACAGUUUUAAACAAAAUGCAUUUCUCUACACACUUUUGUAAUAGAAAUCUCAUUUUAUUUCACGUUCUUUAUUAAUUCCGAUUGAGCUGUCUUUCCGCUUGUGUCUGGGAACUUCAUUUCGAAGUGUUCAUCCGUAAGGUGACGCGCAUGCGUGCUGCUCUCACCUUGCGGUCUGCCCUCCCUCCUGCAAAGAGGCUCGCAUUGCUUAGACUGCCCUCGGCAAUUGUGCCGAUACACAAUCCAGUGGGAGUAUACAUUACCCCCAAGCUCCCUCUGCUAGUCACGUGGAAAAGCGAGUCAUAUUCUGAUUGUGCGCCACCUGACCGCUCAUUUGCAUUUUAAAUUUGUUUUUAAGGUUAUAACACUUUUGUUUUAAUAAACAAGUUACAUACUUAUAUUGUGUACAACUACUUUAUCAUCUUUAUAUGAUUUUAGUUUUGUUUUACAUUUUACGCUUUAUAGAAUUGUGACGUCAUUUUGGCGCCAAAAUUUGAAUAAUUUAUUAUUUGUAAGUGCCUAAAUAAAGUACCACCAGGUUAUGUUUUUAUUGCCAUUUGAUAAAGCCCUGUGUGGCGAAACACGUUUUUACUGUUCUUACUUUUUAAAUUCACAUCAUUAAAGGACCACUAUAGUGCCAGAAAAACAUACUUGUUUUCCUGGCACUAUAGUGCCCUGAGGGUGCCCCCACCCUCAGGGACCCCCUCCCGCCCGGCUCUGGAAGGGGGAAAGGGGUAAAAACUUACCUUUUUCCAGUGCUGGGCAGAGAGCUCUCCUCCUUCUCUCCUCCUCCGUUCCGCCCCGUCAGCUGAAUGCGCACGCGCGGCAAGAGCUGUGCGCGCAUUCAGCCGGUCGCAUAGGAAAGCAUUAUCAAUGCUUUCCUAUGGACGCUUGCGUGCUCUCACUGUGAAAAUCACAGUGAGAAGCACGCAAGCGCCUCUAGUGGCUGUCAAUGAGACAGCCACUAGAGGAUUAGGGGGAAGGCUUAACCCAUUAAUAAACAUAGCAGUUUCUCUGAAACUGCUAAGUUUAUAAAAAAAAUGGGUUAACCCUAGCUGGACCUGGCACCCAGACCACUUCAUUAAGCUGAAGUGGUCUGGGUGCCUAGAGUGGUCCUUUAAAUGAAUAUUGGCCCAAAAUACUCUGCCUACGCCAUAUACCUUUUUUAUAUUACUUUUUAUUAUUUUAUAACCUGGUUAUACUAUAACUCUGGAAUUUCCACUCACUCAAGAAUCCUAGGUAGGAUUAUACCACCCACGCUUUUAAAGUGAGCAGCAUAUCCUGCUCACCCGCAUGUGAGUAUAAUACCUUUCAAAUUACCAAACCCCUGCUAGUCUAUACAGAGAGCACUAUUGGUUUUUAUCUUUUCCUUCCACAUAUUGAGGAUCUUUACCUGCUGACCAACACCUAUAUCCUACCAGUGGGGGAUCAACGCCACUGAAUGCGGUGUACACUUGAGCUGGCUCCAGCUCUCGACUAGGUGAGUAAGUACUACUACUAUCAUCAUAUUCCGCCUGGUAUCUACGGUUUUACACUAUUGGAAUUUAUUUUUCUUUUUUUAUGCCUCUACGCCAUUUGGACAUUGGCUUAUUUCAGGACUUAUAGAUCAACUGGAUUCAUUUAUUUCUUCAAUCAACUUGGACUAUAUUAUUGUAUUAUUUUACUUAUUUUAUUCAGGACUCUGUUCCCUUUUUAGCAUUUUAUGUAAGUAACCAUUGGUUUUAACAUACAUAUUAUUUGUGUGGCGCGACCUCUCUUAUUCGUUUUUACUUUAUUUACCAGGGCAGGGGGCGCGAGGGAGGGGAAGGCAGAGGUCAUUCCUGGCACUAUAGUAUCCCUUUAAAUUAUACUGCAUACUGACCAUAAAAUGAUUUAAUAUAAUCUGCUGAUUAAACAAGCAGAAAUAAUAAAACACCCAUAUAUAUUUCAAAUAAAUUCAAUUGCAUACUUAUACAUUCAACAGUGUAUUCUGGUAAUCUGUAAAAAACUAAACACAUAUAGUGCAACACUGUGUUUAACAAAUUAUUUCCAACACACCCCUUUCAUAUGUGUUUUACUUUUCUUAACAGCUUACCAGACUAUGCUGUUGAAUGUGGAAGUACACAAAAAAUGAAUUUAUUUCUGCACCUUUUAUAUAUUUGUUUUUUUUACAGUCUUGAUAUAUGCUUACACCCUGUUCCAAAUUAUUAUGCAAAUUAUAUUUUUCUCAUUUACCUAAAUAAUUGAUGUAAAUAACAGUCAGCAUAAUUCUCAUGUUAUCAACUAUUAAGAGUACAAUUCAAAUUUUAUUGAACAAACCUCCUAAUGAUAACAGUAUUUUUUUUUUUAAAUCAUAAAAAACUUACAAUGCACUGUUCCAAAUUAUUACACACAGUAAGUUUCAAAAUACUUUAUAGGUUGUAAAGAACUGAAAAUUGGCAUUUGUUAUGUUUGCAGCAUAUUUACUGAAAUCAAAAGCUAGUUCAAUCAAACUUAUAACAACAUUUUAACUUUUUAAACAUUUUAACAGGUCACGUUACAUUUUAACAUAGGACCCCUUAUUUGAUAGCAGCUUCACAAGUCUUGCAUCCAUUGAACUUGUGAGUUUUUGGACAGUGUCUGCUUGAAUUUGUUUGCAAGAUGUCAGGAUAGCCUCCCAAAGCUGCUGUUUGGAUGUAAACUGCCUCCAACCCUCAUAGAUCUUUUGCUUGAGGAUGCUCCAAAGGUUCUCAAUAGGAUUGAGGUCAGGGGAGGAUGGAGGUCAUACCAUGACUUUCUCUCCUUUUAUCCCCGUAGCAGCCAUUGAUGCAGAGGUAUUCUUUGCAGCAUGAGAUGGUGCAUUGUCAUGCAUGAAGAUGAUUUUAUUACGGAAAGCAUAGUUCUUUCUUCUGUACCAGGGAAGAAAGUGGUCAGUCUGAAACUCCACAUACUUUGGAGAGGUCAUCUUUACACCUUUGGGGACCCUAAAGGGGCCGACCAGUUCUCUUCCCAUGAUUCCGGCCCAAAACAUGACUCCUCCCCCGCCUUGCUGACGUCGCAGCCUUGUUGGAACAGGGUGGCCGUCCACCAACCAUCCACUACUCCAUCUAGAUCAUCCAGUGUUGCACGGCACUCAUCAGUGAACAGCACUGUUUGAAAAUUAGUCUUCAUGUAUUUUUCUGCCCAAUGCAGCCAUUUCUGCUUGUGAGCAUUGGUUAGUGGUGGCCGAAUAGAAGGUUUAUGCACAGUUGCAAGACUCUGGAGGACUCUACACCCUGAUGUCCAUGGGACUCAAGAGGCAGCAGCAGCUUCAAAUAUCUGUUUGCUGCUAUGUAAUGGUAUUUUAGCAGCUGCUCUCUUGAUCCGGUGCAUGGAUCUGGCAGAAAUCUUCCUCAAUGUGCCUUUAUCUGCACGAACCCGUCUGUGCUCUGAAUCAGCCACAAAUCUCUUAAUAGUGCGGUAAUCACGCUUAAGUUUUCGUGAAAUAUCUACUGUUUUCAUACCUCAUCCAAGGCAUUGAACAAUUUCACUCUUUUCGGCAGCAGAGAGAUCCUUUUUCUUCCCCAUAUUGCAUGAAAAUGGUGCUCUGCUUAGUAAUGUGGAACACCCUCCUUUAGUAGUUUUUCCUUAAAUUGGGCUCACCUGGCAAUCUAAUUAUCACAGGUGUCCAAGAUUGUUUUCAGUGAUCAAAAAAGCCCUGCGACACAAUGCCAUCCAUGAGUUAAACUGAAAAACUAAAUAUUUAAUCUUUGUGACACUUAAAUAGAAUUUGCAUAAUAAUUUGGGACAGGGUGUAUAGAUAGCAACUAUUUUUUAUGGCUACUGCAUGAUUGCAAAUUGAAGAUUAUGCUAGCUUUAGUGUACUAAUAAUCUUAAUUUUAAUAAUGACAGGAGGCUUUGUAUUUUGCAUAAUCUCUCUUUACUAGCUCCACACACCAGCAAAGAAACAGAACCAAUCACAAGAGAGUAGGAUAUACAUAAGGCAUAGGGACCUCAUCAUUUCCUCUUUCAGAUAGCAACAUCAAACGGAAGUAAACAUAUAACAAGCAAAACAAUAACCCCCAAGUCCCACAUCCGAAGUAGCAAACUUCCAGAGAAUUCCAUACGAACAACAAAAAAGUCUUCACAGACGAAUCAUACUGAAAAGAGAAUGUGUGACAGAUUUAGACACAGUCAUGAACAUGUAAAUCCAGGUAACGUACCAUAUACAUCAUCCCAUAGAAGAAUAUUGUAAUUUACAAUCUGAUAACUGAAUAACUAUUAUGUAAAACUCCAAUGAGAAUUCCAGAUUAUUGUCAAUACAAUCAUCAAUGUAAGUACAAAACAUGAAAGGCAAACCUACCUUAGACCCGUGAUACAUACAAAGAAAUGAACAGAAAGGGUGGGUUAGCGAAGCAGGGAGGCAAAAUACUCGCCUCCUGUCUUUAUUAAAAUUAUUAGUACACUAAAGCUAGCAUAAUCUUCAUUUUUACAACAUGACAGGAGGCUUCGUAUUUUGCAUUUUUAACGCUGAGGAAAGAAUAGAAACCUAAGAAGAAUCCUAAAGUGCAACGAGAGACCUAGUACAUCGGGGUUAUGGGAGAAACCUCUCCGUCGAAGACCCGAACAUCCGGUACCUGACAGAAAGCCAGUAAGGCCAAGCAUAAAAGUCUGUCAGCAGAUGCCCAGUCCCAUAGAGAAAAUAGAGAAUUACCUUCACAUCCUAUAAGCCGGAGGUGGAGAUCACUGGGUAGUUGCUAAACAAGAGUCCUCAGACCGGGACACGGGCGGUUGAGCCGUCCCAAUCACCACAUAAUAGAUCAAGGUACAGUACCAAAUACCAAUCAGACCAGGAACGCCCAGAUGGAGAGGCAGCAUGGUCACGUCCCUGGGGCCCAAGAGACUCUCAUUCUGUGCCCUGUCAUGCAUUGUGGCAAUUGAAGAAAACCACAUUCUGGCGGUCCCUCUGAUAUGAGUCUCCCUCGGGAGACAGUCCGACCUAGUGGUUCUGCAAGGAAGGCUGGAAUCGAGGAUGCCUUUCAUGAUGUCUGACAGAAGGCGGGAGUUGGUUUCAUCCAGGCAAAUGGCAUACUGGACUGUCGACGCUCUGUCCAUCUGUAGUAGGAUGUAACAGAAGGAGUACUUCUUUACCAGUCUACGGAUAGUGAAGUAUUGCCCGAAUAAUUCUAGGUAUACAAUGUGUAGGGUCACGGUGUUGCAGUGGAGGACCGUGUGAAUAUUCCUUGAGGAUAGAGGAGACAUUUGAAGAGGGGGAGCUUCCGUGUGCAAGAUGCGGAGUCGCUUGCGAAUCACAAAAAGCGGAUCAUCCACUAUGAAAUACGACGGUUUCAGUUGGACCUUGGAGAAUCGUGGGUGUUGACGAAGUCUUCAGUUCCCUGAAUCGACCCGAAGAAGAUGGUCCAGGAAGAUAAUGCCUCGCCUUCCCCACACGUAAUUAAACACUGGUUUCGGUAGUUUAAUGAAGCCCCCAAAGAUCCGAGGUUGAUCGUGUCACAGGAAACCUAGAUAGUGUCGCCAAGAGGGAUGGAAAAACGACCACCAUGAUGUGUCUUCAAAUCUAGUUUUGCAAGCCAGUUGCCUACGCGAAAGGGGUCCUUAUUAGUUUGCAUUCCUUCCACCUAGUUGCGAUGGAAUCUCCUGUGGGUGUAGUAGAAAGUAGAUUGAUGGUACCCUAGGGGCACUCCUCUGAGGAAAACAGUACCUAGCGCAUUUGUGCAUUCUGUUUUCUAUGUCCGAUCAUCUGGAGAACCAGAGGUUGACUCUCACUCUAUAUGGGUAAUAAAGUUAGCGAUAGCAGGGUACCGGGUCAGAUGUCCCAAAGUGGUUGGUGACAAGCCCCACUGUCGACCAGUCCCAAAGAACACCCCUUAUGGAGGUAACCAUGUAACACCCUCCCCCUGGAGGUUUGGGUCUUGAUGAGGGCAGCGGGACCAUAAACAUAUGUAAUAAGUUCCCUCAGAAAUUGUGCCUGGGGUCCUAAUGAUUUGGCACCCAGAUCCGCCAACCAUCCGUCAAUACGAAGGAGUGCUGCUAUGUGCAUCCCAUAGGAAAGACAAACACUGGGGUUUCUGACGAAAACAGAAACAUCUCUGAGCCCAUUCACAAAUAUCAUGAGCCCAUUUCUGGACGGUGUUGGUGACAUCUGGCAUCAUACCCAUGAUAGUGUCUAUAGAGUCCAGCAGUUAGUCCUGGGUGUCUCUGAGACUUUUCCUGACUCCCCUGAGGAGUCGUGGUCACCCAGAACCAUGAAGGACAUGAUCCACUGGUCAAGCGCAAUCGUCUGUGCCACUCUGUCCAAGAGGGAAGGGCAUGGGUCGUCCGACCGCAAGCGGUUAUGGACAUCUUUAUCUAGAGACUACAAAUCCACAGGUGCAUAAAGUAACCAGGUGAUCGAGAAGGGACCAGUCUCUCGAAUGUACGUGAUGGAUGUGUAGGUUACACAGCCAGUGACCAGUAGGGUCCAGGGUCGUUUCCGUGUCUUCUCAGUCAGUAGUUUGCAAGGCACUGUCAACUUCAUUACCUGGGGGUCCCCCAGAAAGAAAUAGGCAGGUAGGUUUAUCAUAGUAUGUGAUACCCAUGUGUAAGGCACAAACCAGUAGGCAGGCACAGGAUGCAGGGCAAACAGAUCAGCCUACCAUAGUAGUAGGCAGUGCUCACAGAAACCCCUGCUGGUUGUACUCUGAAUCGUGGCCAAAUAAAAUAGACUGGGGCUCACCCAGUAAAUAGAGGUUGCAACAGCAUGCCUCCGCUCAGCAGCACAGUGCAGCACACAUAUAGUGGAGCCUCACACUAGGAGCACAAGGUGUGAACCCGUAAGUGCUGGCCACAGCCCUGAUAGGAGAACUGAUUGAUGCUCUCUACCAUAAAUUCACUGUCAAUGAAGAUAUGCCUUUAAGCAAGCAGCGCUGAAAGCCUGUUCAGCAGUUAGUCGAGGCUGCAACAGCAUGCCUCCAUUCGGCAUUCCAGUGCAUCACAUGCGUAGUAGGGGCCUCACCCCGGGUGCACAGGGUAUGAGCCCUUAAGUGUGGCCACAGCCCUGAUAUAGAGCAUAAAUCAGUUCUCCACAAUGACUCACUGUCGAUAGAGAUAUUCCGUCAAGCAGGAAGUGUUGAAAAUGCUGUCCAGAGGGUAACAGGUUGCCCCAGUAUGGCUUCCCUCAGCUGAAUAGUGCGGCUCACAUAUAGUAGGAGCUGCACCCCGGGUGUACAGGGUAUGAACCCUUAAAUGCUGGCCACUGCUGCGAUAGAGCGCAACAAUCAGUUUCCCAACAAUUCAAUUUGUUGUCAAGGGAGAUAUUCCUUUAAGCAGGGCGUGCUGAAACUCCUGUCCGGCAGUUAACAGUGUGUCAUAGCAUGUCACCAUUCAGUAAUGCAGUGCACAUCUAGUAGGGGCCUCACCUGAGUGCACAGGGUAUGAACCCUUAAGUGCUGGCCAUCAGCCUGAUAGGGAGCUUCCCUCAGCUCUUCCAAUAAUGAAUGCACUGUCCUUCAGGCAGUAUGUCCUGGAAAUCAUAUCCAGCAGUUAACAGAGGCUGUAACAGCAUGUCACCAUACAAUAGCACAGUGUAGUAUAAAUAUAGUAGGGGCCUCACCCACAGGUUAUGAACUCUUCAGUGCUGGCCAUCAGCCUGAUAGAGAGCCUCCCUUAGCUCUUCCAAUAAUUAAUGUGUUACAGUUAAAGUGAGAAAUCAGUUAAUGUGCACAUUACCUAGUUAAUCUGCAGAUUAACUGAUUUGCUCAGUUAAAGUGUGGAAUCAAGAUUUUUCCGACUUUACCUAGGUAAUGUGCACAUUAACUGCUUCCGUCUAGUUAAAGUGCAAAAUGUUUGUUUCUUUCCCUCGGUAAAAAAGGAAAUUAUUUAUUACAAAAAACAACGUCCUUGCAGAACCUGUUUCACCCUUUCAGUGCUGUCUCUGCAGAGUCGUUCACUUCUCGUCUGAGGGCAGAAAGAUUCUGUGUGAACCUGUCUCGAUUCUUUUUGUGAGCAAGUUCCUUUCAAUGCCCUCCACCAUCAAAUUCUCAAAGCAUAGAUGCAUGGCUUGUUGCUUCUCAGAGGUGGCUGGCUACUAACAAUGCUGCUCCGUAAGUCCAAGAAAUACUUCUCUCAUUGAGGAGAAUGAGACAAAGGAGAGGUCUGCUUAUGGACCACUGAUUCCGACAGUCUUCAAAUAUAUGAUGAUAUAGCGAACAGUGGAGAGCAUUUGCUGGGAUCAUUUCAGGGUGUUGCUGCAUAAUGUGCAGGAAGCGCUCGCUCUCUUGUGGUGGUGGGGGCUCCUCGUUUCUUACAAGUUCAGGAUAAACUGUUUGAAGAGGUAUGUGACUAUAUGGUCCAGACAAGAACAGAACAGCAGCCUGUGCACACCAUGGUGUCCUCCAGAGCUGUGAGCCCCUCAGAGAGAUGGAGGACAGUAUGAUUUUUUUGCACUUUAAUGAGUACCUAGUAGGUAAUGUGCAGAUUACCUAGGUAAUGUGAGUAACAAAAUCAUUUUCUGCACUUUUACUGAUCGCCCUAGUUAAUCUGCAUAUUAACUAGGUAAUGUGCACAUUAACUGAUUUCUGCACUUUAACUGUAACAAAUGCACUGUCAUGAGAGAUAUUCCAUUAGGCAGUAUGUCCUGGAGAUCAUAUCCAGCAGUUAAGAGGCUGUAACAGCCUGUCUCCAUACAGUAUCACAGUGCAGCACACAUAUAGUAGGGGCCUCACCUCAGGUGCACAGGGUAUGAACCCUUCAAUGCUGGCCACAGCUUUGACAGAGAGCACUAAUCUGUGCUCAAACAGUUAAUGCAAGGUUAUUGGGGAUAUUCCUUUAAGUAGUAUGUCCUGGAAAUCAUAUCCAGCAGUUAACAGAGGCUGUAACAGCCUGUCUCCAUACAGUAUCACAGCGUAGUAAAAUAUAUAGUAGGGGGAAUCACUCCAGGUGCACAGGGUAUGAACCCUUUAGGGCUGGCCACAGCUCUGACAGAGAGCAGUAAUCUGUGUUCAAACAGUUAAUUCAAGGUUAUGGGAGAUAUUCCUUUAAAGCGGCACUGUCAUGCUGAACUUACCUUUCCUCAAUCUCUUCCUCUUCUCCCCCUCUCUCAGGAUCUGUUAUUCUUUUCUUCCUAUCUUCUUUAGUUUUCUUUAAAAUCAUAAGACAAAGUAGGGACUCUUUGCCUUAUGGAGGAUUCCUCCGCUUGACCAGCUCUGACCAGCGGAGGAGCAAAGUGUGCUUCAUUUCCGCUGGUCAGAGCAAUUUUCCCAUGAUCCUUACCUUCCCUCUGUGUUCCCACGAUGCUUCCUGUCACUUUACACUAAACUGCCGAAUUGCGUUCUAACUGAAUGAGAACAGUAUGUUCGUUUCUUUUAGAACGCAAUUCGGCACUUUAUUCGGAUCGGAAUUUCAUUCUAAUGAAUGAAACUCCGAUCCUAUUCAUUGCCGCGGCUGCAUCUUGCAGCCGCUUAGUAGAUAACUCCCUAAUUCCCACGGUAUCAGGGAGCUAUCUACUAAAAGGCUGAAAGACCUAAAUUGGUCUUUCAGCCAACUUUACUAAUACUAAGUAAAGAUUACUUAGUAUUAGUAAAUUAAAUGCCCCUACUCGCUAUACUCGCUAUAUAAAAAAACAAAAAACAAAAAAAAAACUAAUAACCCCCCCCCAUGCCCGUGGGGGCACUAAAUAAAGAUGGGGGGGACCUACUGUCCCACCUGGCCCCCACCCCUGAGCGGUGGGUGGGGGCCCUAAAUAAAGAUAUGGGGGGGAACUUCUGGCCCCCCCCCGCGCGGUGGGUGGGGGCCCUAAUAAAACAAUAAGGAAGGGGGACCUACUGUCCUCCCCCCCUGGCCCCCACCCCUGAGCAAAUGGUGGGUGGGGGCCCUAAAUAAAAAUAUGGGGGGGAACUUCUGUCCCCCCCCGGCUCCCACCCCUGCGCGGUGGGUGGGGGCCCUAAUGAAACAAUAAGGGGGGGGGACCUACUGUCCUCCCCCCCUGGCCCCCACCCCUGAGCGGUGGGUGGGGGCCCUAAUAAAACAAUAAGGGGGGGGGACCUACUGUCCUCCCCCCCUGGCCCCCACCCCUGAGCGGUGGGGGCCCUAAAUGAAACCCCCCCCAAUCAAGGUGACUAGGGGUCCCAAGCCCCUAGUCACCCCCCCCACCCAAAAAAACCUAUCCCCUACCUACCUCCCUCACAUUAAAAAUAGUGAGGGGGGAAUAAAGUAACUAACCUGUAAAAAAAAAAUUAAACUUACCAUUUGACGUCUUCUUUUUUCUAAAAUCCAAAAAGGCCAAAUAAAAAUCCAUUAUACCCGUCGCACUUUAAAAAAAAAAAGCGCAAAAAGGGCACGCCGCGUACUGAGCUCCGCAGGGCGGGUCAAGGCUAGUAAAGCCUUGCCCCGCCCUGCAAUUAGGCUUAGAACACUCUGAUUGGUGGGUUCAAGCCACCCAAUCAGAGUGCUCUGUGUCAUUUUACGCAGCAUGGGAAAGUUCUUUAGAAUUUUCCCACGCUGUGUAAAAUGACUCAGAGCACUCUGAUUGGCUUAAACCCACCAAUCAGAGUGUUCUAAGCCUAAUUGCAGGGCGGGGCAAGGCUUUAUAAGCCUUGACCCGCCCUGCGGAGCUCAGUACGCGGCGUGCCCUCGAAAGGCGAACAUGGAUUCAUUUUUUUUUGCGCUCGUUUUUUUUUUUUUUUAAGUGCGACGGGUAUAAUGGAUUUUUAUUUGGCCUUUUUGGGGGCUGAAGAAAGAAGAUUUUAGAAAAAAGAAGACGCAAAUGGUAAGUUUAAUUUUUUUUUUUUUACAGGUUAGUUAUUUUAUUCCCCCCUCACUAUUUGUAGGGUGAGGGGGGUAGGUAGGGGAUAGGUUUUUUUGGGUGGGGGGUUGGUGACUAGGGGCUUGGGACCCCUAGUCACCUUGAUUGGGGGGGGGGUGUUUCAUUUAGGGCCCCCACCCACCGCUCAGGGGUGGGGGCCAGGGGGGGAGGACAGUAGGUCUCCCCCUCCUUAUUGUUUUAUUAGGGCCCCCACCCACCGCGCAGGGGUGGGGGCCAGGGGGGAGGACAGUAGGUCCCCCCCCUUAUUGUUUUAUUAGGGCCCCCACCCACCGCGCAGGGGUGGGGGCCGGGGGGGGACAGAAGUUCCCCCCCAUAUCUUUAUUUAGGGCCCCCACCCACCGCUCAGGGGUGGGGGCAGGGGGGGAGGACAGUAGCCCCCCCCUUGUUUUAUUAGGGCCCCACCCACCGCACAGGGGUGGGGGCCAGGGGGGGAGGACAGUAGGUCCCCCCAUAUCUUUAGGGCCCCCACCCCCUCCCCAGAGGACACCUACUGUCCUCCCCCCCCUUAUUGUUUUAUUAGGGCCCCCACCCACCGCUCAGGGGUGGGGGCCAGGGGGGGAGGAAGUAGGUCCCCCCCCUUAUUGUUUUAUAAGGGCCCCCACCCACCGCGCAGGGGUGGGGGCCAGGGGGGGAGGAAGUAGGUCCCCCCCCUUAUUGUUUUAUUAGGGUCCCCACCCACCGCUCAGGGGUGGGGGCCAGGGGGGGGAGGACAGUAAGUCCCCCCUUAUUGUUUUAUUAGGGCCCCCACCCACAGCUCAGGGGUGGGGGCCGGGGGGGAGGACAGUAGGUCCCCCCCCCUCAUUAUCUUCAUGGCCCCCACCCGCCGCUCAGGCCACAGGCUGCUCACUGUUUAGUAGACAUGCCCCUACUCGCGGUAUAGCGAGUAAGGGCAUUUGGGAGAUUUUAAUCUCCCUUGUGCUAUUAUGGGGGUCAUAUUGACCCCAUAGAGUGAGAGUGGGACCUGGGGGGGCUUAUGAAGUGGUGGGGAGCACUGCUCCCUGCCGCUUCUAUAGUUACAUAUUACAAGGAGGGAGCUGCGUGCCGGUAGCUCCCUCCUUGUAAUAAACUGAACGAACAAACUAACACUGAUACAUUGUGUUAGUUUGUUCGGCUGAUCUUUCUAUUCACUCAUUCGUCUGUCUGAUGAAUGAAUGAAUAGAUGAAAUUCCCGUUCGCAUGUCCAGGUGUUUCACUGGGCAUGUGCAGGAAUCUAACAGUCUGUCUAGUGUGGGUUGAUGACGUGUCCCACAGGGACUUCAUCUACCCACACAAAGAUGGCGGCGCCCUGAAUCAAGAUCGGGGCAGAAAAUAAGGAUUAAAAAAUAGGUAAUGUGGGGGGCUUAGGGGCAUUUGAGGGUGACUAGUGGGUCAAUUGGAUGUAGUGGAGGCGGGAGGGGGGUUAAAAAAAAAACGGGAUUCGGCAUGACAGUGCCGCUUUAAGCAGUAUGUCCUGGAAAUCCUGUCCAGCAGUUAGCAGAGGCUGCAGAAGCAUGUCUCCAUACAGUAGCACAGUAUAAUAUAAAUACAGUAGGGGGCUUACCCCUUGAGUGCAGGCCACAGCCCUGACAGAGCACUAAUCCAUGCUCUAAUAGUUAAUACAAGGUUAUGGGGGUUAACAGACUGUAACAGCAUGUCUCCAUACAGUAUCACAGUGCAGUAUAAAUACAGUAGGGGGCUUACCCCAUGAGUGCAGGCCACAGUCCUGACAGAGAGCACUAAUCCAUGCUCUAAUAGUUAAUACAAGGUUAUGGGUGAAAUCCCUAUUAACAGCUUAUAUAAUUGGUCUAAUUCAACAUUAACAUGCAACCCCAGUAAGAUCCAAAAGCCCCCCAAGGCUCAGAGAAGUAAGAGCAAGGAGAGGAGAGGGCAGAAACCAAGAAUAAGGUAGAAACACAAUAAAUAACGUAGCAAAAACACAGCUGCACAUAGUACAGAAGCACAGCAAGAACAAACAGCAAAGUAUAUAAAUAUAAUACAGAAACAACCUCAAAAGAGGCAAUAUAAACAUAAAGUAAUGGAGAAGAGUAAUAAUCUGACCUGUCUGCUUGAUUGGAGCAGCAAAGAAAGAGGAAAUGAUGGUCACUAUGCCUUAUGUACAUCCUACUCUCUUGUGAUUGGUUCUUUUUUCUAUAUGUUUCUUUGCUGCUGUGUGGAGCUAGUAAAAGAGAGAUUAUGCAAAAUACGAAGCCUCCUGUCAUGUGGUAAAAUUUUGCAACAGUUUGAUUUUAAUCUUGCACAAUACUUGAUACUUUUUGCUGCACUUUAAUUUUGCACAGAAAGAAAUUGGAGCACAGGGCCCUAAACACAGUAUUAUUCACUGCAUAUUGUAUAGCAAUGCAUUAUUCAGUAUAGCUUAAAUAUCACUGCAUUAUUUGCUGCAUACUAAUACUGCAUUAUCCACGUAUAUCACAUUGCACUGUAUUCCUCAUUACAUAUUACACAAUACUACAUUAUUCAUUGCACAUUAUACAUUGCACCUUACAUAUUACUGAAUUAUUCACUGCACGUUAAAUAGUACUGUAUUAUCACCUGAUAUUGCAUAGCACUGCAUUAUUUAAUGUAGAUCACAUUGCACUAUAUUAACUUCAUAUUACAUUAUACUGCAUUAUUCAUUGCUCAUUACACAUCACUGCAUAUUACACAGCACUGCACUAUUGACUGCACAUCACAUGGCAUUGCAUUAUUCAUUGCACAUUACAUAGCACUGCCAUUAUGUAUUGCAUAUUACACAGCAAUGAUAUAUGCAUUGCAUUUUAGACAGCACUGCAUUAUUCAUUGCAUAUUACAUGUAAUUGUGUAUUACCCAGCACUGCAUUAUUCAUUGUACAUUAUACAGCACUGCAUUAAAGGGACACUAAAGGCAUAAAAACAAGAAGUUUGGUGUAUAGAUGAUGCCCCUGCAGUCUUACUGCUAAAUUUAGGAGUUAACACAUAUUUCUUAACUCCCACAACUCCCCUGACUGUGACUGACACAAUGACUGACACAGCCUGCAUAAAUAGUUUAAUUUUCAAUCAGAGUUAACUUGCUUUAGAAGUUUUUAUCUCCUGCUCUGUAAAUUGAAGUAAAAUCACACAUAGGAGGCUCUAGUAUGCUAUAAACAGGAGCAGGAGAUACAUUUUAGAUUAAACAGACUGUAUAAUAAACCUAAAACACAGAGGUUCCAUUACAGGAAGGCACUGCAAGUUUCAUGCAGGGAGGCGUGAUUAGAGCUGUAUAAGCAAAAAGUCAUUUAACUCUUAAAUGUCAGAAAAUUGAGCAGUGACACUGCAGGGGCAUGAUCUAUACACCAGAACUGCUUAAUCGAACUAAAGUUGUUUUGGUGUCUAUAGUGUCCAUUUAACUUCAUAUUACAGAGUGAUGCAUUAGUCAUUGCAUACUACCCACAUUAUACACUGCACAUUACACAACACUACAUACUGCAUUGUUUAUUGCACAUUACGUAGCAUUGCAUUAUUUAGUAUUAGACAGCACUCAUGCAGAUUGAAUAAUAUCAUUUAAUUAUCUUGCGGGGCAGGCCUAUGAAUUUAUUGCGUGUGGUACUCGGCGUUCACAAUUUGCGUGCUCCAGACAAAUUUGUGCAGGUGUUUAGUGUACAGGAAUCCGUUCAACACCCAGAGUACAAUCGUAACACAUUUCAGAAUGACAUUCAACUGCUAAAGGUAAGAAAAGUGUCUUGUCAUUGUGUAGUCCUAGCGUACAGGAAGAUGCAUUAAUACAUUUUGAUUUUGUUCUUGUUUUAGAAAUAAUAUUGCAUUGUCUCUUAUUUUCCCCUAGCUAAAUGAUUCUGUUCCUGUGUGUCCUUAUGUGAAUACAUUGAAAGUACCCUGUGCCAACUCAGAUAUAUCCCCUGGCACUCCCUGCUCAGUGGCUGGGUGGGGCUUUAUCUCUGAUUUUGGUGUUGAACCAAAGGCUUUAAUGGAGGUGGAUGUGGAUGUAAUUACCCGUUCGGCAUGCAAUUCUUCCUGGGAAGGAGGCAUCUAUGAAAGUAUGCUGUGUGCUGCCAGCCCUGGGCAGAAAGCUAAAGGUUUCUGUUCUGUAAGUAUUAAAGAGACACAUUUUCAAAUAUAACCUAUUUUUAUUAUUCUGGAUUUUCUAUGAGCCAUACUAGGCACAUUUUGUUUCUUCAAGGCCAUAGUCAACACAGGAGGUAAGUGAGUUCAGUGAAACUGCAGUCACAUCCAGUUUUCCUUCUUCUUUAUCGGUUCUUUAUAUUUUGUUUUGAUCAUGCAUCCACUCUGCUACUCAUGCCUUUUGUCAUAAUGAAACCCCUGUAUAGUAUGGUCUAGGCAAGCUGAGAGCAGGCAAACAGCCGGUUUAUUUUUAUAAUGGCACAAGAUGAGCUAAAGCCAGCUUGAGAGCUGAGCGGGGGCCCACCGAAUGGCAGGCUAUUUGAGCUGUUGGCAGUUCACAGUGUUCUCUUGCACCCUGUUUUAUGCUUUCUGUAGGUGUGCUGUGAUGAAACUGUGACCCAAACAGACCAUAUCUUUUUUUAUUUUUCCCUAUUUAUCCUGUUUGUGCUGAAUAUUAAACAAUGUUGUGCUCUUGCCUGCAGGGUGAUUCUGGAGGGCCCCUUGUAUGUGAAAACCAAGUUCAAGGAGUGGUAUCUUUCUCUGGAAUACGGUGUGGGAAUCCAUUCUUCCCAGAUGUAUACACUCGUGCAGGAUCUUUUCUGGCAUGGAUCCAGAAAGUAAUAGGGAUAUCUUGCUAUUAGCAUUACGAGAACGGAUCAAUGGGUCAUAUGGCAAACUGCAUCUCUAAAUGAAUAAAAUUAUGUGUAUGUAUUAUUAAUGCUGUCACUUCAUUGUAAAGUACCACUCAUACUACUUAUUCAUAUUGUGUUAGGGCCAUAAUGACAGACUUGCUAACAGGCAACAUUGUUAGUGUUUUAGUCUCUGAAAAAACAUGGAAUUCACAAAAUUCAUUGAAGAAUCCAAGUCAUUAUAUUCCAUAGAGAAUGUAGUAAACAACUUCUCAACAUUAGACAAUCAUUCAUACACUUUCAGAUUCAACAGUAAUUUCUAAGUGUGAUGGUGGCAUGUGUCAUCAAGUAAAUACAGCAUGUGUUAACAUACAUACAAUGUAUAGAUAAAUACAGUCCUGUAAUACAGUUCUGUAAAUACAUACAAUAAAUAGUCCUGCAUUGUCAGUUUGUGUCAAACAAAGUUGUGUAUCAUUUACUUAUGUAUCUCUAGGAAAUUUGUUGAUGCUGGAAAGGAAAUUGAUAAUAAUAAGAAGAAUAAAAUGUUUGUAAAAUAAAGCACAAUAAAAUAUUAUUAUAUUCUGUCAGACAGAAAAUGUACGUGACAAUUCAGCCACUGAUGAAGCUCACAGGAACAUUUAACUCACUUUAGCAAUUAUCGUCUGCUCUGUUAAUUAAUCCCUUAAGGACGGAGCCAAAUGUACACGUUGUGAACAAAACAAAAUGUAAACAAAACCUGGCAUUUGCGCUACAUGUCUGUCCAACCGUAAUUCACCUGUUUCAUAGUAAAUGCACCCACCCUUAUUAUAUAUCAUUUUAUUCAGGGGAAACAGGGCUUUUAUUUAAUAUCAAAUAUUUAGCUAUGAAACAUAAUUUAAUAUGAAAAAAAUGGGAGAAAAUACGAUUUUUUAAAAAGUUUUUUAAUUCUACAUGACAUUUUAACGGUCAAUGUCAUAAUACUGUUUGCCUUUACUGCAAUAAAAU
Messenger RNA from Pelobates cultripes (western spadefoot toad), 22339 nucleotides. NCBI's taxonomy places the organism in Eukaryota, Metazoa, Chordata, Amphibia, Anura, Pelobatidae. The record is from the annotation of a GenBank genome assembly.